Molecule: messenger RNA, 3051 nt
Organism: Epinephelus moara (kelp grouper)
Lineage: Eukaryota; Metazoa; Chordata; Actinopteri; Perciformes; Serranidae
Gene: elac2
Product: elaC ribonuclease Z 2
Exons: 25
Coding region: 158-2836 (892 amino acids)
Biological process (GO): mitochondrial tRNA 3'-end processing
Cellular component (GO): mitochondrion
Molecular function (GO): 3'-tRNA processing endoribonuclease activity
Source: RefSeq, a predicted model, not a curated record
AGUGUCACAUGUGUCAAGCAACCUUUAAAGUCCUGCUGAAAGCGCACCCAGCUACUUGUAGGUAAUUUACUCUUUUUAAAAAGCGUGUGGAAAUGUUUAAACAAGCAUGUACUGAUUAGUCGGUGCGUGUUUUUUAAGUUAUUGUAACGUAUUUAAUAUGAAUACGGUCCAUCUGAAGCUCAGGCCAUUUAUACCUCAGUUUAUUAAAGGCAGAGCUCUCUUUGCUGGUCCUCCGGCUGUCGCCCGCUGUGAUUUCCCUCUCUGCCGGACUGUUUUGCAGUUUUUCCGGACAAUGGCUACUAGUAAUAAUAAUAACCCAGAUAUAAGACAGCCGCUGGGUUUUAGGAAAGCCAAGCAGAAGGAGCCGCUGCGGCGGGUGAAGGCCAAAGAGAGCAGGAACAAACGAGGGGACACUCACGGGCCAUCCACGGUGUACCUGCAGGUGGUGGGUGCUGGGAGCAGAGACAGUGCUGCCACUCUGUAUGUCUUCUCCGAGUACAACAGAUACCUGUUCAACUGUGGUGAAGGAACACAGAGACUCAUGCAGGAACACAAACUGAAAGCUGCUCGAUUGGACAACAUCUUCCUGACCAGACUGAGCUGGGAGAACGUGGGAGGUUUAUCAGGGAUGAUCUUAACAUUAAAGGACACAGGGGUUCCAGAGUGUGUGCUCUCUGGUCCUCCGCAGCUGGAGAACUAUGUGAAUGCCAUCAAGUCGUUUUCUGGGCCGCUAGCAGACAUCAAGCUGUCGGUUCGACCGUACACUGAAGAGACGUACACGGACGAAACGAUGACUGUGUAUCAGGUGCCAAUAUUUGCCCAGUUAAGGAAUGAAGACAGACAGCUCUCCCCCAAAUCAGGCAGCCCAUCUCAGAGUCCUCCCUCUCCCCGGGGAGACGACAUCCACAAUAACACCUGCAGAGAUGGUGCAAGCAGCACAGAUCUUGAAGGUGACACACAAAACACAACCAGAGAUCCCUCUCUGGUGGUUUCCUUCAUAUGCAAGCUUCACCCCAAGAAAGGAAGUUUCUUAGUCCUUCAAGCCAGGGAGCUCGGCUUGCCUGUAGGCACAGCAGCAAUCGGUCCUCUCGUAGCAGCUCUGAAGGAUGGGAAAAGUGUCACAUACGAAGGAAAAGAGAUCCGUCCGGAGCAGGUUUGUACUCCUGCUGACCCCGGACCAGUGUUUAUUGUCGUCGAGUGUCCAUCUGAGGAGUUUGUGGAAGCUGUUUGCACCAAUCAGCAGCUGAGAAGAUAUCAAACAGGAGGGACAGAGGACCCUGCUGCGCUGGUCGUCCACAUGACUCCAGAGUCUGUUUUGACAACAGAUCGAUACAAAAAGUGGAUGGAGAGGUUUCCAUCCGCAACAGAACACCUGAUCCUUAAUGAACAAGUCUGUACGGUCCACAACAUCAGGAGUCAAAAGCUUCAGGCUCAGCUGAACAUGAUUCACCCAGAGAUCUUUCCACAGCUCAAGUCUUAUAGAUCAAAGAAAGAGCAGGGUCAGGGAGGAGACAGUGGACCAGAGGCCAGCAAGGAUGAUCAUGCAGGGUCUUCACAGGAGGCCCAGGCUGCCCUGCACAUCCCCAACGUCAGAGCCGAGUGUCUGCUCAAGUUCCAGCUCAGACCCGUAAUGGAGUGGCAAAGAGAUGCCAUCCCCUCCUGCAAUGCUGAGGAGUUUGUGAAAGAGGCGUCUGAGGUCCCAAACUUUAUGGAAGAAGUAGACAAGUGCAGGAAGAUUUGCUCCACUGACACUGCAGAGCUUUCUGGGAAAGGAGAAAAUUACCCGGAGGUGGUUUUCUUGGGAACAGGAUCAGCUCUUCCAAUGAAGAUCAGAAACGUCAGCGGCACUUUAGUCAAUAUCAGCCCGAGUCAGUCCUUGCUGUUGGACUGUGGAGAGGGAACCUUCGGUCAGCUCUGCAGACAAUACGGGGACACUUUGGAUGAAGCACUGUCCAAGAUCUCAACUGUCUUCAUCUCACAUAUGCACGCUGACCACCACACAGGGCUGCUGAUGCUGCUGUAUCAGAGGGAAAGAGCACUGACAACGUUAGGAAAAGCAUUCCGCCCCAUCUACCUGGUGGCCCCCGCCGACAUCAUGUCCUGGCUCCACCAGUAUCACGAUCACUGCGAGGAGAUUCUCCACCAUAUCAACCUUAUCCCAAACAGAUUUCUGUGUGAGGAUGCGAAGGUGACGGAUCAGAGGACAGUGUCUUCAAUCCAAGCAAUGCUGAAGAAGAAUGAUUUGGAAAAGUUCCAGACGUGUCGAGUGCGUCACUGCAAAAACGCCUUCGCCUGCAGCUUCACUCACCAGUCCGGCUGGAAACUGGCCUUCUCUGGUGACACCAUGCCCUCCGAUGCGUUCGUAUACACCGGAAAGAAUGCAACCUUACUGAUCCACGAGGCCACGCUGGAAGACGGGCUGGAGGAGGAGGCUGUAGAGAAAAGACACAGCACAACCUCCCAGGCCAUUGGUAUCGGCAUGAGGAUGAACGCUGAGUUCAUCAUGCUGAACCACUUCAGCCAGCGCUAUGCCAAGAUCCCUCUCUUCAGUGAAGACUUCAGUGACAGAGUGGGGAUAUCAUUCGACCACAUGAGAACUCGCUUUGGAGACUUUAAAAUUCUCCCCAAGCUCAUUCCUGCACUUAAAACCCUUUUCGCUGAGGAGAUUGGUGAGAUGGAGGAGAGAAGAGAGAGGAGGGAGCUGAAAAAUCCAAGAGGAAGCAGCUCCGAAGUGAACAGUGAGCAGAAGACAGCCGACGAGAGCCGAGGUGCCAAAAGAGACCAGGAGGAGGCAGCGGCACACAACGUAGAAAUGAAGAGGCUGAAAAUGAGCUGAAGCCUGAGUGAUGGACAGUGUUUAAAACAAACAGACUUUAACUGAGAGCAUCCUGAGUUCUUUUAUUUAAAUGAAAUAGAGAGUUUUAUUUGGCCCGUGUGGUUUCAUGAAAGAAAAGUCAUGUAGAUUUCCUGCAUUGCAGUGUACAGAGCUGAGCUGUGAAUAUAGUUUGUGUUUUUCAUUUAACAGAAUAAAGCAAUGCCAGACAGUCUGUA